Penicillium egyptiacum is the source of this 1785-nucleotide messenger RNA. Lineage: Eukaryota; Fungi; Ascomycota; Eurotiomycetes; Eurotiales; Aspergillaceae. The record is from the annotation of a GenBank genome assembly.
AUGGCGCCAAAAAGAUCCAACAGUCGAUCUACCGACUACACUCUUGGGCUCCUGAAUAAUAUCAAUGCGCUCGGGCGCGACACCGCAGAUAUACAGGAACCCAAAAGGCGCCGCACCACCACCCAUGCCAAUGUUUUUGAUAUUCCCAUCUCCACCUCCCCGACAAAAUCUCGAAGGACUCCUCAAACUGAACCAAAAGAUACGGGUCGGUUGAAUCUGAGAAACCGCACAGUGCCUAGACUCGCGCGACCGGUUUCACCUCCCAGUGCUUCCGACAAUGAAGAAAACAAUGAGCCCAGCAAUAACGAAUCCGGGUCAGGCGAUGGCAAGUCCGAAUCAAUUCAAGAUAGACCCGGUAGCAGUGUAGAGGAGGAAUCGGAUGAUAACCGCGACGAGCUUCAGCCUGAGGCUGAACAUGAUCCGUUACCCGAACCAGUUGAUCUGUUCCCAGCCGAAGAUGAGGAUCCGACUUACGACCAGGUCGGAUACGAAGCUAGAAAUGCACAAGGCGAUGCAUAUGGAGAUGGAUCCGAAUACGAGGACGAAGGAGAAGCAGACGAUCAAGCUGGAGUGCAAGCUAGAGACGCACAAAAUGAUGCAUCUGGGGAUGGGUCCAAAUAUGAAGAGGAAGAAGAGGCAGACGAUCUGGCUGGAGAGGGAGCUACAUAUGCACAAGACAAUACAUCUGAAGGCGGAUCCGAAUAUGAAGCCGAAGAAGAGACAGACGAUCACUCUCCAGCUGAAGUCCAAACCCAUUCAACGCCCACCCAGCAGAUCGCAAACGCAGACACUCUCGAGGUGCAAAUCCUCGACAGCAUACCAAGAAACAAAAGGGAUGGCACACAUACAAGUCGCUUGUUAGCAAAUACUCAAGACUCUCAAAAUGCCUCGUCGCAGCUUCAGGAAGCACCAGAGACACCAACAAUCCAGUCACCCUGCCCAAAUCAGGAUCGUCGCAGCGCUCGCUCCGAUAUCUUCACGUGGUUGACAGAGACCACUAAAGAAUCUGGUUUCAAGGAGACCUGGGAAGCGAUCCGCAGGACAAGAAAAGCUCUAAAGGCCCAUGCUGAUCCCUCUAUGAAAGAGCGUUUCGGGGGGAUCAUAAAGCUCAUUCAGCGGCUACGAGGUCUGUUUGAAACAAUGGCCAACGAUCCUGCUUCGGCUUCUUCCUUGAAAAACCAGUGCAGUCUGAUCGCCAACAGCGUCUUUAAAGAGAACCAGUGGAUUAUUUACACCGAAGCCCCAGAAGAUGAAGAUGAUGGUGCACACCUAGUCAAUCAGCUCGAAGCCCAUAUUGUUCCCCGACUGAUUGACCUGAUCGUACUCGGAUUCAAGAACUACAAGACUAUAAAUGAUCGGGGAGCGCGACAUUUCCGCAUUAUCCUCGAUUUGCUUUGGGGUUCUUGUGAUAGGAUAUCUGCUCUCGCACAGAUGCAUUAUGAUAUUAGUGGGAGUGUGAUGGCUUAUUCUAAAAGGGCGACGAAACACGUGAAGACUCUUAAGGAUGCAUUAAACGAUGGCCGGCUAUGUGAGAAAUCCCAUCGCAUCCCCCAACGCCCUCUACCGUACAGGCAUUUUCAGUUGGAAGAGGUCGACAGCCAUAUCUCUUGUGGACGGUGGACCUAUGCAGAAAAGACAGCGCUCACUGAUGGCUUACAAUUAUAUGGGGGCGAAGAUCGAUACAUUGAUAUCAAGUGUGACAACAAAAUCGGCGGUCAACUCUCUGAGCGCAUCCUGCCAGAUAUCCAGCGCCAAGCCAUCAAACUUGGGUUGGAUGAUCCAUGA